Molecule: messenger RNA, 1914 nt
Organism: Drosophila nasuta
Lineage: Eukaryota; Metazoa; Arthropoda; Insecta; Diptera; Drosophilidae
Gene: Ir68b
Product: Ionotropic receptor 68b
Exons: 1
Coding region: 1-1914 (637 amino acids)
Source: RefSeq, a predicted model, not a curated record
AUGUUGCCACUACUUGGACUCUUGACUCUGGGUUUAUCGAACAGCAGUCAAUUGGAUACAGCUUUGCAGCUGGCGGGUACAAGUUGUCGCAUUGCUCAGGCGCAGGCACAACAAAUCAACUACAUCUAUCGCUGUGUCAGCUGCCCGGCUCAAGACACGCCUUGUUAUGCCGCACUCGAGGCUGCACUGCAUCGUUGUGUCAGCUCUCGCGUGCCGACUGCAAUGCGCAGCCUGGAGGCACAUGAAUUGGAGCCAAUUCGGAAAACCGACAGCAUGAAUAUCUUUCACCUACCAGCUGGCGAGGAUGGUGAACCGUUGGUGCGUCGCAUUCUGGACAUGUUGAAUCCGCGACAGCCGCGUCGGCACUUUCACAAAUAUCUCUUCGUUUGGCCCGAGGCCAACGAGCAGCAGUUGCGACAACUCUUCGCUGGUUGCUGGCAGAAGAAGUUGCUCUUUGCGUUGGCCAUCACUGCACCGCAGGACAUCUACGACUUUAAUCCGUUUGGCGUCACUGGUUUGGAGUUGUCCAAGUCUACGUCAGCUCGUUAUGUGGAUAAGUUGAAGAAUUUGCGUGGCUACGAGUUGCGGUAUUCCAUGUUCAGUCAACCGUUGCGUGCGUUGCCUUUGCAGCCGGUGGAAACUCGAGGAUACAUUGCGAUCGAUGGCUUCACUGCGCGUCUGUUGGCGGCCAAAAUGAAUGCCACAGCGCGCUAUGUGAUUCCACCGGAUGGAGAGACCUACGGACGUUGUCUGCCCAAUGGCAGCUUCACAGGUGCCGUGGCAGAUUUGAUGGAAGGUGUCACAGACAUUUCGUUGAACAUUCGCUUCGUGCUCGACUGCAUUUGGCCACGGGUGGAGCACACUUAUCCCUACAGGCGAACCACGAUUUUGUUGGUCGUCCCCGCGGCGAAAAUGCAGCCGGAGUAUCGCAUCUUUGUCACUGCGUUUAGCAAUUUGGUUUGGCAUUUGCUGUGGAUCAAUUUCUUCAUUGCUUUCGGCAUUUUUAUGCUGUUUCAGUGGUUCAUACGUUGGAUCUCCGGUGAAGUGGGCGAUCGUUGGCCCGAAAUCCUUGACAUGUUGUUCAAGACGCAUCUGGGACAACCUGUGGAACACUUUUCGGGCAAAAGUUCGCUGCGUGCCUUCCUCAUGAGCUGGGUCAUGUUUAGCUAUGUGCUGACCACAAUUUACUUUGGCAAACUCGAGAGCAGCUUCGUUCAACCGAGCUAUGAACAGCAGUUGGAUUCGUUGGAGGAUUUGCCCGAGAUGCAUUAUAAAGUUCACGGAGUGACCACCGUGUUUGAAGCCAUCAAUUCAUCGUUGUCGCCACGUCAGUAUCAAAUGCUGACUGCGAGGCAGCGAAUACAUCCGCUCAAUGAUACAUAUCAUUUUUACGAAGUACCUGUGAGUAAACGUUCGAAACGCGCUGCUUUCGUUAUGCGCGAUGACAGAGCAAAGGAGUUUCUGGCCCUGACAUACAAUCCGGAAACAGGACGUUCGGCUUAUCACAUUGUUAAGCAGUAUCUGCGCUCUAUGCCGAGUACUUAUAUCAUGCCAAUUGGUUCACCAUUUCUCUACAAGUUUCAAAUGCUGUUGAGCGCUUUCUUCGAGCACGGUUUCUUCGAUUACUGGACAGAAUUGGAUGUGCUGCAUCGCACUCGCUCUACGCAAUCGGAUGAGUUCUUUGAGGAUCUGGGCGAUGACUCUGAUCUUCCCACAGAGGAAGUCAAUGUGGGUGAAGCGCAAGAGCGACGCAAGAAGCGUGUUGUGCUCACAAUGGACAUACUGCAGGGUGCCUUCUACUUAUGGAUAAUUGGCAUAGUGUUGAGUCUGAUGGGUUUUCUGAUAGAACACGCAUAUUUUCGCUUAAGAAGAUGUCGACAUCGGCGAGUUGGCAACGCGAUUAAUCCAUUUUAG